Messenger RNA from Juglans regia (Persian walnut), 2701 nucleotides. Its product is annotated as E3 ubiquitin-protein ligase RNF216-like. Lineage: Eukaryota; Viridiplantae; Streptophyta; Magnoliopsida; Fagales; Juglandaceae. The record is from RefSeq and is a predicted model, not a curated record. Gene Ontology annotation, cellular component: ubiquitin ligase complex; cytoplasm. Gene Ontology annotation, biological process: ubiquitin-dependent protein catabolic process; positive regulation of proteasomal ubiquitin-dependent protein catabolic process; protein polyubiquitination. Gene Ontology annotation, molecular function: zinc ion binding; RNA-DNA hybrid ribonuclease activity; ubiquitin conjugating enzyme binding.
CGAGAUCAUGCAUGAGUUGUGAACUGUGAAAUUGUACAAAGCUAAACAGUAUGCAAUGAAAUUGUGAAACUCAGAGAAAAAUGCCAGCAAAGCAGAGAUAGAGCUUGACCUUCCUUUCCCCUUAAGCAACAGGAGUAACCGACGAUUCUCUCUCCACAUUCCACAUCCCUUUCUUUGUGAGAAUAACUAAAGGAGCGUUUGGCAGAUUAGGGUUUGUUAAUUAUUUACGAAUACUGUCUUUCAGAGCCCCGGAAGGAAUUUACGAAUGAUCUGAUCCCUUAUAGACUGCGUGGAAACCACGAUGGAGUUGAUGCAACAAUUUGUUGUUUUGGAUGGGCUUCACAGUGGGUUUUCCUUGUAUUGUGAUCUAAAAAUAGGGGCCGAAAGAUCAUUGCUUGACAUGGAUUUUUCGUUGUGAUGUAUAGGCGCCGAAACAUAGUAUCAGAUCGUGUAUGCUGAUGGGAAAUCUUUAGAUUUUGAUAAAAAUCACACAUCAGAAGUGUUAAGACUUGCAGGGCCGGUGUGGGCUAUUUGAGAUAUAGGUAUUGUAAAUGGAGGGUCGGGCAAUUCUUCACGAUGAACCUUUUGCGAAUUUGGUCAGGGAAGAAGAUGAGGAAGAUUUUCGGAGUUGUUGCGAGGAUGAGGAAGUAUGGAAGGAGACUGAAGAACCUGUGAAGGAAGAGUCAAAAAACGAUCUUGAUGAAUUUUCGGUGAAGAUGUUCUUCAAGGGCAUAUCGAUAGCUGAUGUUGGGGACUCUGGUUCUGGGAUUUCUGGAAUUGGGGUGGUCAUGGAAAGAUCAGACAAUGCUCCUUUUCUUCGGGUGCAGAAAAAGCUCGAUUUUUAUGUUGAGGAAUCUGUCGCUGAUUACUUGGCUCUGAUGGAUGGUCUGGUGGAGGCUUCCCUAAACAACAUCCGUCGGGUAUAUGCUUUUACCGAUUCUCAGCUGUUGUAUGACCAGAUAACCCGUGACGAAAAGCAUGAGAUCCCGCUUCUGAUAGCACUUAAGGAAAGGAUUCUAGAACAUGCCGAUAAUCUUGAAGCUUUUGUUUUGAAACUUAUCCCCAGUGCUGAUCUGGAGCAGCCUUUGCAUUUAGCCCAAGUGGCAAUCGGUGUUGUCUCUUUUGCUUCCCAGGGUAAAUUGCUUGAGAACUGUUCCAUUUGUUGUGAGGACAAGUUAUCACUGAUGAUGAUGACCAUGAAAUGUUCUCACAAGUUUUGCUCGAAUUGUAUGAGAACCUAUGUUGAUGGAAAAGUGCAGUCCUCUCAAGUCCCAAUAAGAUGCCCUCAGUUGAGAUGUAAAUAUUACAUCUCCGCCACUGAGUGCAAAUCGUUUCUUCCACUAUCUUCCUAUGUAUCUUUAGAGAGAGCACUUGCAGAAGCAAAUGUCCUCCACUCAGAUAGAAUCUACUGCCCAUUCUCAAAUUGUUCUGUCCUGCUAGAUCCUCGUGAAUGUUUGUCAGCUAGAGCAAGCUCAUCAAGUCAAUCAGGUAAUAGCUCUGUUGAGUGCCCAGUCUGCCAGAGGUUUAUCUGUGUGGAAUGUGGUGUUCCUUGGCAUUCAUCAAUGAGCUGUGAAGAGUACCAGAACCUUCCAUUGGAGGAGAGAGAUGCAGCAGACAUUACUUUGUAUCGUUUGGCACAAAGUAAAAGGUGGAGACGUUGUCAGCAAUGCCGCAGGAUGAUUGAGCUUGCUCAAGGUUGCUAUCACAUGACCUGCUGGUGUGGGCAUGAGUUCUGUUAUUCUUGUGGAGCAGAAUAUAGGGUUGGCGAACAGACCUGUCAGUGUGCCUUUUGGGAUGAAGGGAACUGUGAAGACUAUACCCAGUCUAUGCAAGAGUCGGAACAAUGGGCUUGGGAGACUUUCAAUUCGCUGCCUAUGAUUAUGGAUGCAUACUCAGACCAAGAAAAAUCACAUCUGGCUCUGAUCCAAAGGUUCCUUGCCGGAGGAUUUAGUUUGAGUGACCAUCACCCUUACCAAUCCCCACCUCGCUGUACGGACUCCUAUGUAGAUGCCAUGAAGGAUCUCCAUCAACUUCCUUGGCUUGAAAGGUUUGUUUCUGUGAUAAGCGAUAACUAUUAUGAAGACUAUAUCCAAUGAAGCAAAUACGGGAUUCCUCUAGAAAUCAGAAAAUAAGCUGCUUUGCUUCAAGGGAGGGAAAGAAUUCCUCACUCUAUUCACUCUCAUUUUCAUUUACAGCAGCAUGCAGGAAAGUGCUCUUUCUUCUCUUUCUACGUAGGUUUUUAGUCAUUACACGCUUGAAAAUUGUGAUCCUUGCAUAAGAUGGAGGGGAAGAAUUUAUGCUCGAUCAAUUACUUUCUCCUCGAAAGAAAUGAAAUAGGAUAGAGAACACUUCUUAUAUCAGUAAUUUGAAAGAACAUUUACGAUGUCACUCAAAAGCAAAGCCAGUGAUAGAUACCUUUCCAUUCUGUUGCGCAUGUACAUGUAUAGGUGUUGUGUGUACUGUGUAGGUGUUGUGUGUACUGUGUACCGUGUAGGUGUCGUGUGUACCGUGUAGAUGAGCAGCAAUGUUGUGGAUAAUUGUUUUAAAAAUGUGGGUCUUCUUCCUUAUUUUUCAAGUUGUUGCUGAAAGUGUGCUUUUGCCAAAGUUUUUGGACCAAAUGGCAUAUUUAUCAUGAUUUAGAGGUGGGAGGAUCGUAUGGCGGUUUCCCCCCUCCAGCGUACAGUAGUGUACCUUUGUUUUA